Molecule: messenger RNA, 5724 nt
Organism: Arvicola amphibius (Eurasian water vole)
Lineage: Eukaryota; Metazoa; Chordata; Mammalia; Rodentia; Cricetidae
Gene: Hycc1
Product: family with sequence similarity 126 member A
Exons: 12
Coding region: 231-1796 (521 amino acids)
Biological process (GO): phosphatidylinositol phosphate biosynthetic process; protein localization to plasma membrane
Cellular component (GO): plasma membrane
Source: RefSeq, a predicted model, not a curated record
UGGCUCGCCCGGACCGGUGCUGCUAGGAGGAGAGGGGCAGGUGGCGCGUCUGCGGGAGGAGCGCAGUCGCCUGGUCGCCGUGGUCGCCGUGGUCACGAGGCGAGGCCCCGGUGGGUCCCGGAGCUGCUCUGGCAUUUUCCUUUCUUUUGUUACAAUUGAAGAAAAUACUAAAACGAAGACUUUCCCCAAAUCAUAGAGAUAGGUUGAAGGUUUGGAACAAAUGUGGCAAGAUGUUCACCUCAGAGAUAGGGGUUGUGGAAGAAUGGCUGUCAGAAUUUAAGACACUCCCAGAAACAUCUUUGCCAAAUUAUGCCACAAAUUUGAAAGACAAGAGUUCUUUAGUUUCAUCUCUCUAUAAAGUUAUCCAGGAGCCACAAAGUGAGUUGCUAGAGCCUGUGUGUCACCAGCUCUUUGAGUUCUACCGCAGUGGGGAGGAGCAGCUACUGCGGUUCACCCUGCAGUUCCUCCCAGAGCUGAUCUGGUGCUACCUCGCCAUGUCGGCCAGCAGAAAUGUGCACAGCAGUGGCUGCAUCGAGGCCCUUCUUCUAGGGGUUUACAACCUGGAAAUAGUUGACAAACAGGGACAUAGUAAAGUAUUGAGUUUUACAAUUCCAUCUUUAUCCAAACCAUCUGUAUAUCAUGAACCUUCCAGCAUUGGGUCUAUGGCCCUGACUGAGAGUGCACUGUCCCAGCAUGGCUUGUCAAAAGUAGUGUACAGUGGGCCCCAUCCUCAGAGGGAGAUGCUGACAGCACAGAACAGGUUCGAAGUGUUGACAUUCCUUUUGUUGUGUUACAAUGCUGCCUUAACCUAUAUGCCCAGUGUUUCUCUUCAAUCACUGUGUCAGAUUUGUUCAAGAAUCUGUGUCUGUGGAUAUCCUCGACAACAUGUAAGAAAAUACAAAGGUGUAAGUAACAGAAUACCAAUUUCAUCUGGAUUCAUGGUGCAGAUGCUAACAGGAGUCUAUUUUGCCUUAUACAAUGGAGAAUGGGAUCUAGCUCAGAAAGCAUUGGAUGAUAUUAUAUACAGAGCCCAGCUAGAAUUAUAUCCAGAGCCACUGCUGGUUGCUAAUGCAAUAAAGGCUUCAUUGCCUCAUGGUGCCAUGAAAUCUAGUAAGGAAGGUACAAGGUGUAUUCAAGUUGAAAUCACACCAACAUCCUCUAGAAUAUCAAGAAAUGCAGUUACAAGCAUGUCAAUAAGAGGUCACAGGUGGAAAAGGCAUGGAGAUACAGAAUUAACAGGUCAAGAGGAACUGAUGGAGAUAACUGAAGUUGACGAGGGAUUUUAUUCCAGGGCUGCGUCUAGCACCAGCCAGUCGGGUCUCUCAAACAGUAGUCACAAUUGUAGUAACAAGACAGGUGUAGGAAAGAACCAGAGACGGUCAGGAGGAAGCAGAGCUGGAGCAAAAGAGAGAGAACCUGCAGGGGAAUCUUGCAGAGAUCACUUUGCUCGCAAACAAACCCAGAGAGCCCAGAGCGAGAACCUUGAGCUUCUCUCUCUGAAGAGACUGACCUUGACCUCCAGCCAGUCCCUGCCCAAGCCCAGCAGCCAAGGCUUGGCUAAGACUGCGGCCACUGUGUUUAGUAAAUCCUUUGAACAGGUCAGUGGUGUCCCAGUCCCUCGCAGCCCCUCUCCUGCCGUUGGCUGUGUUGCUGGGGCAGAUGCCCAUAGGUUUUCUGCUUGUAGUCUCCAAGAAGAGAAGCUCGCUUACGUGUCAGAAAGGACUGAGCUUGCUGUGAAGUAUCGAGCAGGUCCGCAGGGACCUCCCAGUCUUAGCGUCACUUUGUCCGCAGAUUAACUUGUUACUUAUUUUCUCUUGUAACCAGUGAGGCUGGAAAGAUGGCUUUGCUCCUAUAUGGAAGUACCGAGUCCUUCAUGCCUGGUCCUGGCAGGAGGCCUGUGUCUUGAAUUCGGAAGGCUCCUUUGACUAUAAAGGGAAGAAUGAGUAGUUUGCAGAAAACUGAGAUAUGGUCUUGUAAUUUCUUGGGUACCCUUCUCCCCUUGGCUUGAGUUCUUUACUCUUUCUUCCUCCUUCCCAUCCCUUGUUAUUGUUGCUCUAAGAUUGUCAACGUGACAAUAAAGUUUUGCAGUUGUCUGAGUUGGUACAUCCUCAGUGAGGUUGUUUUUAAUACCUCGUAUGGUAGUGUCUGUGUGUUUUGCCCUGAGAAGUCAAAGAGAGUCUCUGUAUGAGAGGACUUGGCUGUGGAGCCUUGGACAGAGGAGCGAGUCUGUGAAGCCAUGACGACACACAGGCCUGUGGAAAAGAAGAGAGCCGCGAGGAUGCCAAGUGCCAUCAAAGCUCUGUGACCACAACAUCCUUAAGAUGAGGACAGUUUGCUCACACACUGCAGGUUGCCUGGCAGGACAGUUGCAAAGGGAAGGCGGGAGGAUUUCUGUUGGUGUCCUUAGAACAUUAAAUUGCAAAACUGAGACUGCUGGUAGAUAACAUUGUCAAGCAUUUGAUCUGGAUCCCACAGGUGGAAGUCCCUUUCGGUUUCUAAAGUGUAACCAGCCAUAAAGCUGAAUGACUCUGCUGCUCAACUCUGGAAAUCCUAGUUAGAUUGUAUUUUAGAGUUCAGAGCUUACAUCACAGAAGACUUCCUGGAAACCACUGUAAAUCUUGCAACGUAGCUCCCAAGAUACCAGUAUCAAGCAUUUAAUAAUGAACUGUCUGCAAAUGAAGGAAAUAGAUAAUUUUUCAUCUACAAAAUGUGAUAAAAGAAAAUGAAGCCAGGGACUAUGGACAACGGACACUGUGCAUUAUCUUAGGACUGCUUGUGUUUGUCUUCUUCAAUUUAAUAUAAGAAAAGAAGAAUGUACUUCUCGUAAGUGUUCUUGUUAUGAUGUAGAAAGAAUAAUUCAGUUACACACCCACCCCUGCCAAUCAAACACGUAAACUAAGAAAGGCGGUAAGGCAGAAGCUAAGCAGCUGUGUUGGGAGCAUGGGGAGCUCUGUGACCUCUUGGGGAGGACUCGCAGGCUCGGUGCCUGUGCUGAUCUGCUCUGUUGGCUGAAGCACCGAAGGAGCCGGUGUGUUCUAGUAGUGAUUGGAGUGAGGAAGCAAGGUCAGUGGGGAAGACCUGGGAAGCUGACCACUUCCUGGUUUCCUUGACUCUUAGUACACCAAGGUCUCCUUACUCAUGGUCCCUAGCUGUGGUCACAAGAACGUGCUUGGGUUUCCGUUUUGAACCCACGUGGGUCCAGCUCAUAUUGACGACAAAACUGCAUUGUUGUAGAGUGCAAAACAUUGACAGCUGAGGUCCAGUUCUAAAUGCUCACCUACAGGCUAAGACCUGUGCUUCUCAGCAUCAAUGAGUUUAACAUUUUAGUUUCAGUAAUGAAUGAACUGUUGACUUAAAUUGUCUUCAAAAGUUAUAGGGUAACUAGAGAGUAAGAUUGAUAUUGUAAUGAUUUAAUAGUAAUCUUGUAUACCAUUGAAAAUGUUUGUAAAAUGUCACUGUGAAGUUCCUAUUUUCUUUUUGUAAUUCUUUAACAAAGAGCUUUUCUUACACAUAGUCACUAACAGUAUUGAUAAAUAUUAAGAAGAAAUUGAAAAGAUUGUUAUUAGACAAGUUAAGGGGCUUGCUUAAGCAUAGAAUAAGUUUAAAGCAACAUCUGGCAUAAAUGAGAGAUAAGGAUAAUGUUCAACUACUAUAAGGAAACCUCAUUUUGAUAUUGUUCAAGACAUUUGCUACUUAUGUGGUUCAAAGACGAUUGGUGUGACCUGGUAUCUUAAUAGAACUUCACAGUUUUAGGGGCAGACCUAGUAAAUCAAAACUGGCAUUUUAACAAGGUCCCCAAUGAUGCUUGUGUGCAUUCAUCUUUGUGCAGGCAGUUUCAGAGUGCUAUACUUGUCUAAUAUGCAGGAGUCUCAGUGGUCUCACAGCCUGCAAGCACAGAUAUUAGAUCCUAGAUUGUCAUACCGUCAUUGGCUUUGACAGCUCAUUAACUUUUUAAUAACAUAGACACAUGACUUGUUACACCCUCUCAUUUUAAGUUCCUAGUUCUCACUUAUUUCUGUAGUAAAAAUGAGGCAUCGUCUGCUUCUCUUGUUGAUUGUGAAUGAAAUCAGAGCCUCGGAUGCUGCAGCUUCUAAGAGGAAAGGCGCUGCCUUUGUUUUUUGAACUGUUGAUGAAGCACAGCUUGUUUGCAUGUGUUCAUGCUCUUUUACAGCAUCUGUAACAGCUUACAACAUGGAGUGAGUCUGAAUUUUGGCUCCAAAUGAUUUACAACAAUUGAUUCUCUGGAAUGUGGAAUUCUUUUAUACUACUUUUGAUACUAUUUCAAAUACGGAUUGUGUACAUUGAAGGCUUUUUAUAACAGUUGUAAAAGUCAGAUGAUAUUAACUACGGAAACAAUUGUUAUACUCACAAGUCUUUCCCUACUCGUCUUUCAAAAGUGAAAGGUUGGGUAGAUUUGUGGGUCACUUUUCUAUAAAGUUGUUAAGUGUAGACAUCUUGUGGAUCCAGAGUAAUAACCCUUGCCAAGAGGAUUCCACACAGAACUGGGGUCUGGCACCCCAUAGUUCAGCUAUAAUAUAGGGUUCUUGAAUUGGCCUGACCCUUGCAUUCUUAGAGCCGUGCUGUCUGGGCACCCCUGUGAAGCAGUGCCCAGCACUAACCUCUGAAGUACAGGUCAGGAGAGAAACAAAGUAGACUUUUCCAGGGGUCCCUCUGCCUGGGUGCCUCCCUUCCUCCCUGGAGCCUCGAUCUGGGGAGCACCUUGGGGUCACUGGGAGGCUUCUUGGACUGUUCCUCUCUGUAACACCAAGAGCAAGAAUUCCCUAACAACUUGUUUUGAAAAAGCAAUGUUUCAUUGCCCUUUCAAUUGUAAAGCAACCACUCUGCAAAUAAUACCCAGUUGUUAAAAGUUGAAUUAAAGGGAAAUAUUUCUUUAAAUCAAAAUAGAUGAAAAGGAUCCCAGUUUAAAGGGAUUUUUGCCCAUUUUGGAAAGUCAUAACUAAAAUGUUGAACAGUAAAUUACGGAGUAAAUAUUUACUCCGUAAUUAAGCAAGAGCCGAAGUAAGGUAGCUUAAUGUCUAGGUCUAUAAGCACAUUAAACUUUAUAAUAAGGAAAGCACAUUAAGGAAGCAUAUGUUAAGUAUUGUAACAGAAAAAUAGAAAAACACAAUGUUGGGUACUAAGGCGUUGUAGAUAGAAACUACUGUACAAUAAUGUCUUCCCAGUCCCUGAGUGAAGGCUGACACCCUCGUCCUCUAGUGAGCUUAUGUUCACACUCGUAGGCUUGCUGCUGAGCGCUGACAGUGGAUCGCUGAGAGAUGUGUUUAGUACCAGUGAAGAGUGCACCAGUGUGCUAGCUUCUGUACGCUGUAACUUGCACAUAUCCAAAAAGACUUUGACGAUGGUUUUGUGACUUACAGUGGAGUGCUAGUGGACGUGGGUCUCAAUUGUGGGUUUUUUUCCCUUUCCUGUCCCCCGUACUGUCUAUUGUUGGAGCUGACUUUGUGCCUCUGACCUUUACUUCUGAUCAUGUGGUAAUGCUAAACUCUUCUCACAGAUAAACUUGUCAUUGUUUUUCUAGAGUUUACAUUCCUAAGAAUAGACGUGACUUUGGAUAUUUUUUGUGCUCUCUACGUUUUUAAGGUGUUGAAAUAAACUGGAGUUGAGUUUUUUGAAGUUUUGUACGUUUGUAUACAUGUUCUCCAUAUGCAGUACUUUAUACAUCGUGUUUCCUCUUGUUUCAUUGAAAUAAAAACUAAAAAGUAA